Molecule: messenger RNA, 267 nt
Organism: Cadophora gregata
Lineage: Eukaryota; Fungi; Ascomycota; Leotiomycetes; Helotiales; Ploettnerulaceae
Exons: 1
Coding region: 1-267 (88 amino acids)
Source: RefSeq, a predicted model, not a curated record
AUGGCAUCGCAAAGCUCACUUUUGGAGCACUGCUUUUCUGAGGAAUACCAGCAGCAGGAGAAGGAAGAGGAGGUGGAGGACCGGGAAUAUCAUCCAUUGACGUUCCUGAAGAGGAGGCCGUUGAUCCGCUCCCGGCACCAAGUUUCUCAGCAUUGCGAUUCUUCAAUCUCCAAUGCCGAUUGCGACGGUGUCGAGUGUUGCGAGUCUCCUGCUGCGCAGGGGGAUCACUCGGGGCUGAAACUCGACGGCGUUGCUGGCCAAUGUUAG